AUGACAGAAUACAGAGGCCAUAGCAGAAUGAAGAACUACUCCAACUAUAGAUCCGAAGUGUACGAAUUCACGGGCGACGUACGGUUGCAGGGAAGUCCAGCCACCAUUUUCAUAGGAUCACCGAUCAACGACAACAUUCCCCACGAAAUAAAACCAUACGCGAGGAAAUACGACCCCCUGGGCAUGGUAGCCAUCUCUUCUAUCCAAAUUAAGGCAGCACCCCCCGAAAAACUCCCGGUUUGUACGAAAACCCUGGACGUCCCGGGCAUCCUCUUCUCCACAGGAGGAUACACGCAUAACUACUUCCACAGCAUCACCGACGUGAUGAUCCCGCUCUUCGCCACCUCCCAACGCUUCAACCGCGACGUCAUCUUCCUCGUCAUCAACCACAAUUCUUCUCGCUUCACCACCGAGCACAGAAAAACCCUAGAAAGUCUCUCCAGACACGAAGUGGUCGAUAUCGAUAUAGAGAAUCGAACUCUUUGCUUCACAAAUAUGAUUGUUGGACUCAAAGCUCAUCCAUCCGAUCUAUCCAUCGAUCCAUCCCCAUUUGCGAGGCUCUCCCCUCGAAACCUCACUAGGCUUCUACGCAACACCUACUCCUUGAAGAGAGACUCGGUGAGCGAUCACAAUGACAAGCGAUAA
Molecule: messenger RNA, 645 nt
Organism: Salvia hispanica
Lineage: Eukaryota; Viridiplantae; Streptophyta; Magnoliopsida; Lamiales; Lamiaceae
Product: alpha-1,3-arabinosyltransferase XAT3-like
Molecular function (GO): glycosyltransferase activity
Source: RefSeq, a predicted model, not a curated record